GGGCGGUGCCUGCGGAGGGGAGGGGAAGGAUUUUCCAGGAAGUGGCCAUAUUGGAUCCAUUCAGCCGCAUCCAGGGGCGGCGGGGAGAGCGGCUCCAGCCCCGGCCAUGGCCGCCACCGACCUGGAGCGAUUCUCGAAUGAAGAGAAGAGGAACCUUUCCCUGGGGGGCCAUGUGGGCUUUGACAGCCUCCCCGACCAGCUGGUCAGCAAGUCUGUCACCCAAGGCUUCAGCUUCAACAUCCUCUGUGUGGGUGAGACUGGGAUUGGGAAGUCCACCCUGAUGAACACCCUCUUCAACACCACUUUUGAGACAGAGGAAGCCAGUCACUACGAGAGCGCCGUGCGCCUGCGGCCCCGCACCUACGAGCUGCAGGAGAGCAACGUCCACCUGAAGCUGACCAUCGUGGAUGCUGUGGGGUUUGGGGACCAGAUCAACAAGGAUGAAAGGCCCAUCGUGGAGUACAUUGAUACACAGUUUGAAAACUAUCUGCAAGAGGAGCUGAAGAUCCGCAGGUCCCUCUUCAACUACCACGACACCAGGAUCCACGUCUGCCUCUACUUCAUCACCCCCACGGGACACUCCCUCAAAUCCUUGGACCUGGUGACCAUGAAGAAGCUGGACAGCAAGGUGAACAUCAUCCCCAUCAUUGCCAAAGCAGACACCAUCUCCAAGAGUGAGCUGCACAAGUUUAAGAUCAAGAUCAUGAGUGAGCUGGUCAGCAAUGGGGUGCAGAUCUACCAGUUCCCCACUGACGACGAAGCCGUGGCAGAGAUCAACUCGGUGAUGAAUGCCCAUUUGCCCUUUGCUGUGGUGGGCAGCACAGAGGAGGUGAAGGUUGGGAACAAACUGGUGAGGGCUCGGCAGUACCCCUGGGGAGUGGUGCAAGUUGAGAAUGAAAGUCACUGUGACUUCGUGAAGCUGCGGGAGAUGCUGAUCCGGGUGAACAUGGAGGACCUGAGGGAGCAGACCCACACCCGUCACUAUGAGCUCUACAGGAGGUGCAAACUGGAGGAGAUGGGCUUCAAGGACACUGACCCGGACAGCCAGCCCUUCAGCCUCCAAGAAACGUACGAAACCAAAAGGAAAGAGUUCUUGGGCGAGCUCCAGAGGAAAGAGGAAGAAAUGAGACAAAUGUUUGUUAACAAAGUCAAGGAGACAGAGGCAGAGCUGAAGGAGAAGGAGAGAGAGCUGCAUGAGAAGUUUGAGCACUUGAAGAGGAUACACCAGGAGGAGAAAAGGAAGGUGGAGGAGAAGAGGAGGGAGCUGGAGGAGGAGAUGAAUGCCUUCAACAGGAGGAAAGUGGCCGUGGAAACCUUGCAGUCCCACUCCUUUCAGGCUACCUCACAGCAGCCCCUGAAGAAGGACAAAGACAGGAAAAAUUAAUCACACACAGACUUGCAGGCCAAGAGUGGACUUGGUGCUUUUCAUGUGUUAAGUUGCUUGAGUUUCCCACCCUGUGACCCUUCUCCUAACACUGUGUGAAUGGACCAAAGUGAAAAUGAGCAUCUCCAGUGGUUGCACUCCUCGCUCUUCCCUGCCCAGAACUUGUUUGAAAGAAGUUAAAAAGUGUAAAGAGGUUUUUCAAGAAGUAACCUUACCAUGUCUAGUUUGUUAAACAGAACCAACUAAUCCCCCAAGGAAGAUGUUUGGUCCUAAACCCUGAGCAGCUGUGUGUAAGGUGACCAUAACCCUUUGCCUAAACUCAUCUUCUCCCCCAGCUAAAUCCUUGAUUUUUAUUUUUUUUAAUGUUGAUUUGGGGUUUAAUUGGCUCAGGCAAGUGCUUGAGGUUCAUCUCCCUUCCCUUCCCCCUGCGUGGAGUGGUGUGAAGGAUGCUGGAAAGUUUCUUUUUCUGACAAUAAUCUCCAGGUGAAGAAGUUUGGAGAAGGGGUUGGAAACCACAAAGCUCUGGGAGGCUUAGGCUGAGUAACCCUCAUUCCAGUAAUUAUAUAUUUUAAUCCUGAGUUACACUUUCUACAUCAUUUAUAAUAUAUAUAUAUAUAUAAAUAAAGAGAGAGGAGAGUGGUUAAUGAAGUUCUGAGGACAAUGUUUUGAUUUUACUGCUCAAGUAGAACGUUUAUAGAGAGGUUUUUUUUUGUUGUCUAAUGUGGAACUACAGGCUCUGUGGAACUCCUCACAUGUACCAAUGUAUUUCACUAUUUAAGCCAUCAUCUCUGCUUUUACUCUUUCACCUUAAACUUAUUCUGUGCCUAAGCAGGAGAAUUCCCUGAUCCUGAGCUCUGUUUCUGCCCAUUUCACUCUCCUCACACCUCCUUUUCCUGGGCAGCCAAGCUCAGAGGAAUAACUAGGAUCAACUUAUUUUUUAAUUAUUUUUUUUGGUUUCCACUCAAACCACCUUGUGAUAAGGCAGGAUGAGAACUGAACUGGGACUUAGUAGCUCUGGUGUCAUGGGAAAACACUUGGAGCCAAUUCCAGGUGUCAGGUAAAAGGCAAAAAGAAGGCAAAGCUUUUAUUAUAUUAACCCCUGCAGAGGGGGUAAAAAGAGUGGCUGGCUAAGUGUUGGUUGGGAGUGUCUGUGUUUUAUUUUGUUAUUAAUAUUGCAGGAUUUCUGAUGGUUUAUUAUUAUUAUUUUUGUCUUUACAAAACUUGUCUUUGAGCCAUGGUUUCAGCAAGUACUUACCCCCCCUGCUCUUUGGGGGCAGAGUUUUGCUGGACUGCUCAGCCAGGUUCUUUAGCAUUAAACAGCUUUUUUUUUUUUGGCUUAUGUCUCCUAAAAAAAUAUGCUCAGGUGUUAAACUUUCCAUAUGGCUCUUGGCCUUUGGGAUUGGGCAUCCAGAAAAUCCCAGGGGUGCAUGGAAGAUGCUCACGGAGACCUCGUGGGCACCUCCAUGGGCAGGAUGGGUUUCAGAGAGGAAAAAAAACCCUUCCCUUACUGGGAGCCUGCUGGAAGCUGAACAUUCCCAUUUUCCAGGCUGUGCCCCCCAGGUUGGGUGGGAUUUGGGGUUCAGUACCAACCCCUGGGAAGGUUGAUGUGGAGUUCUUGGAGCAACGGAGCCGAAACCCAACCCGGUGUUGGUGCAAGGACCUCUCAGCUCCCCUGAAAAGGAGGGGCAGGAUUGGCAUUGAUUUUUCUUUUUAUUAUUAUUAUUUUUUUUGCUCAUGAGAAACCAUUGGUUUGCUUCUCAAGGCCAGGCUGGGAUGAAGCUGGGGACAGAGGGUGUGCAGACACGUGGCUCUUCCAGUCCCCACCUCGUGCUGCACCAGCAGCUGAUUCCCCUCUGGCUCAUCACAGAUCAAUUAGUUUUUCCCAGAGUAGCAGGUUAGUGACAGGUCAGGAUGGUCACCAUGAAAGCAUGGAAACCCCCUUCAAAUGUCCAGCUUUUUUCCUGCUGGAGACAUUCAGGAUGGAUGGAACAAGAUUUGAAUUGUGAUUCUAAUCCAUACAUUGACCUCCUCUUCAGAGUCCCCUUAGAGCAGUAGCAGCAGCAGCAUCUCCCCAGUGGGGCUAAAGAAUGAUUUUUUUUCCCCUCCAAUACUUGAUUUUUUCCCUUAUUUCUUUUUAUUUACUAAGUUAUAAAAGCCUGGUGAUGCUAAAUCCUCCUCCAGCCUGAAUAUUUCCAGCUUGUAGGCUGGAAGUGAAAGAAAAACCCUUCAGAAAGCUGGCAGAAGCUGUUCAGUUGCCCAUCUUUCAGCUGGUUUGUACAUUUAUCCCCACAAGGUCUGUAUUCUGUAUUACUGGGAAAAAUGAUCCAUUUUUAAAUCAUUUAAACAUUUGCUGCCAUCUCCUGUAUGUGCUCUGCUUUCUAAUUUAAUUUUCCAGAUGUGUUGGGUUUGUUUUGUAUUAUUUCUUUUUGGUUUCCUUUUUUUUUUUUUUUUUUGACUUUCAAAUCCUUCCACUCACUUUGUAAUUUUUUUUUUCUUUCAUUAAAUCUCACGUGUAUU
This is a messenger RNA of Calypte anna (Anna's hummingbird), 3901 nucleotides long. It is a transcript of the gene SEPTIN8, whose product is annotated as septin 8. The coding region runs from base 107 to 1384 and encodes 425 amino acids. Gene Ontology annotation, cellular component: microtubule cytoskeleton; septin ring; septin complex. Gene Ontology annotation, molecular function: GTP binding; GTPase activity; molecular adaptor activity. Gene Ontology annotation, biological process: cytoskeleton-dependent cytokinesis. NCBI's taxonomy places the organism in Eukaryota, Metazoa, Chordata, Aves, Apodiformes, Trochilidae. The record is from RefSeq and is a predicted model, not a curated record. The transcript has 10 exons.